Messenger RNA from Iphiclides podalirius (scarce swallowtail), 1002 nucleotides. The record is from the annotation of a GenBank genome assembly. NCBI's taxonomy places the organism in Eukaryota, Metazoa, Arthropoda, Insecta, Lepidoptera, Papilionidae.
AUGACUUUAUUAAUUAGUGCAAUUUGGUUUUUAUUUUUCUGGAGCAAUAUUGGAAUUUUAAGUUUUGACAAUAUUGGCUCUAAAAGUAUACCAUUGGCUGUGAAAAACAAGCUGUGUUUUGUAAACCAUAUUGAUUAUCGGUCUUACAUUAAAAAUGACACCAGUUUAAAAAUGAUCUACUAUGUAACACCGACAUAUCCAAGACCAGAACAGGUGCCUGAGCUUACAAGAUUGGCCCAUACAUUGAUGCAUGUACCACAUGUUCAUUGGAUUAUAGCUGAUGAUCAACCUAUGUGUUCUGAGCUUGUGUUAAGUAUUCUCAGGCGUUCUGGUCUACCCUUCACCCAUCUUUCUAGUCCAAAACCAUUUUUAUAUAAAAGCACCAACUUUCCCCGUGGAGUAUCAAAUCGAAGGGCUGCUCUGGACUGGCUCCAAAAAAAUGUUGGUGAAGGUAUUCUAUACUUCGGUGAUGACGAUAAUACUGUUGACCUUCAGCUUUUCGAAGAAAUAAGAAAUACUAAAAAAGUAUCCAUGUUCCCUGUUGGCCUCAUUGGUGGAUAUGGAGUCUCAUCACCUAUUGUCAAGGAUGGAAAGGUGACUGGCUUCUUCGACUCCUGGCCAGGUUCCAGGACAUUUCCCGUCGAUAUGGCAGGUUUUGCGGUCAACUUGGAGUUUCUCAAGCCGACAGCGACCAUGCCCUACAUAGCAGGCCAUGAAGAGGACAAAUUUCUGAUUAGCCUAGGGUUGAAUAUGGAGGAUAUAGAGCCCCUCGCCGACAACUGCACAAAGAUACUAGUCUGGCAUACGAAGACGGCCAAGUACAAAAAGCCCACUGUCAGAAUUGACCUUAAACAAUUAAGCAACGCACCAAAAUACCGUAACUUCGUCAAUCUCCUUAAAGAGACUUCCAGACUCGGAAUGGCGAACAUGGAAACUAAUAACGGCACUAAGCCUUACAUAACACGGAACCGUAAAAGCUAUGACGCCACUCUUGGUCUCCAA